AUGGGUAAGAAAGGAGGAAAGAAGAACAAGAAGGGCAGCAAGCCCGUCGCUGCUGCUGUAGAGAAUGUCAAGGACGUGGUUGAACCCGAUCAAACCGAGGAGCAGACCAAGCAAACCGAAGGCCAGACUGAGACCGCCGAGCAGACAGCGGCGCCCGAGACUGCAACACAGCCUACCGAGACCGUCGCCGAGCCCAUUAAGGCGCCCGAGGCCCCCGCAACUGAGAUCCCAGCUGUAGCGGAGACUAAGGAUGUGGAGACCAAGGAGGCUGUGACGGCCGAGAAAGUCCUCGCGACAGAGGGUACAGUGGAUGAGGCUGUGGAGAAAGCGCAGGCCUCCAAGGCCGGCCAGUUGGGCGAGUUGGAAGAUGGCGCUGCCGCAGGCACUGCUCUCCUCCCGGAGACGACCCCCAAGGAGCCCGCUUCCUUGGCUACCACGGCCGGCGUUCCUGCGACACUGGCCGAGCGCCCCAAGACAUCGGAAUCAACCGCCCCUGCUGCCGUUGCGCCUGAGCCUACUGCCGCCCCCGUCGAAAGCGAUGCUGCCCACACCAAGCGGCCGUAUGAGAAGCCCAUCUUCAACAACGAAGAGAACCUCAAGCCCCACAAGAUGCCCAAGACUGACGAGGAGGCGCUCCCGGCUAGCGUGGCGGAGGACAAGAAGGCCGUUGAUACCUUGGCCGGUGCUGGACCCGCUUCCACUGCUGCGCUCACGACCCCUGAGCCUGUGCCUGUCCAGGAUGAGGCACCCAAGGUUGCUGAGGAGAAGGUCGAGGCACCUAAGGAGGUUGCCGAGACACCCAAGGUUGACGAGGAGAAGAAGGUCGCUGAGGCACCUAAGGAGGCUGCUGAGACACCCAAGGUCGCCGAAGAAAAGAUCCCUGCCGAGUCUGGCCCCAAGACCACUCCUGCUCAAUCCGGCGCCGACAAGCCUGCUUCCUCUCCUGAAGCGGUCGCCGCCGCGAACGCUGCCAUUCUCUCUGCUAAGGGCGAUAAGGCUGCUGCUGCUGGUGCCGCCGAGCCUGUUGUUAAGGAGGCUGAGCCCAAGAAGCCCGAAGCUGCCUUGAAGCGUGGCGAGGAGCCGCUCCCUAAGCCUGAGUCCAAGGCUGAGCCUGUCAAGGAGGAGACUGGCAAGGCCCAACAGGAGACUCAGAAGACAUCUGAGGUAGCAGAGCAGGUUGAGAAGAAGAAGGGUGGUUUCCUGUCCUGGUUGAAGCGCAAGUUCAAAUGA
Molecule: messenger RNA, 1230 nt
Organism: Penicillium egyptiacum
Lineage: Eukaryota; Fungi; Ascomycota; Eurotiomycetes; Eurotiales; Aspergillaceae
Source: the annotation of a GenBank genome assembly